This is a messenger RNA of Pistacia vera, 1419 nucleotides long. RefSeq names its product desumoylating isopeptidase 1. Gene Ontology annotation, biological process: protein modification by small protein removal. The record is from RefSeq and is a predicted model, not a curated record. Gene Ontology annotation, molecular function: peptidase activity. The transcript is spliced from 6 exons. Lineage: Eukaryota; Viridiplantae; Streptophyta; Magnoliopsida; Sapindales; Anacardiaceae. Bases 289 to 1182 code for a protein of 297 amino acids.
AUUCCUCUUGCCAUUAAUUGCUUUGUCAUAUGCGUUGUAGAUCUAAAAGGCGCUGUUGAUUUACGGCAUAUUUAGCGUUCUUGCAUGAUUGUGAACUUUUCUCCUGAUUCGUGAAGCAAGCAGAGAAUUGCUUUUGGAAAGAGCAAAGAAUUUAGAAAUCUUUUGCUUGUGCAGAAUUUUUUUCAUCAUUUUCUUGUUUUUUAAGGUUAUCUUGAUUCUUGCCAUCAAAGAUUUUAUAGGUUCAAGUAGUUCCAAAGUACGUAAGGUUAACGUAUUUGAACUUCAAUAAUGGUUGAGGAGGGUUUCAAGGUUUCAUUGAAUGUCUAUGACCUAAGCCAAGGACUGGCUCGGCAACUUUCUACUACAUUCUUAGGCAAGGCUAUUGAAGGCAUAUGGCACACAGGUGUAGUGGUUUAUGGUAAUGAAUAUUUUUUUGGGGGAGGUAUACAGCAUACUCCUGCUGGAACUACACCAUAUGGAACACCAUUGAGAGUUGUGGACUUGGGUGUCACACAUGUACCCAAGGAUGUGUUUGAAAUUUAUUUGCAGGAAAUUAGCCCUCGUUAUGCGGCUGAAACUUACAGUCUCCUCUCUCACAAUUGCAACAACUUCAGUAAUGAGGUGGCACAAUUUUUAGUCGGUAAAACUAUCCCGCAGUAUAUUCUAAACCUACCUAAUGAAGUUAUGAGCAGUCCAAUGGGUGCUCUUAUAUUGCCCAUGAUACAGAAUCUGGAAGCAACAUUGAAGGCCGGUGCAGUGCCACAAGUUCCUCAGUUCAGACCUCCAUUGGCUCAGUCUUCACCGUCCCCGAGCGGCACAACUGCUACUGUGAACAAAGCCUCCAGUAGUCCCAGCACUCUUUCUGUGCAAAAGACUCUGAGAGAGGCUGAUGGUAAAGUGAAACCUGAAGAGCAACCUACCAGGUCUGAGGAGCCAAAGUCACUGGAUAAUGCUGUGCCUCCUGCUGUCAAACCUGUGGAAGCACAAGAGAAGUCAAGUGUUAAUGGGGUCGCAGAAGAUCCUCUUGGAGAUGCCCGGAGCAAGGUGCAAGAGGAGAUUGGCCGUGAAUUUGCUGCAAUCAUGGCAACUGGGAGAUUGCGCGCAAGUGAGGCUGCAGCCCUUGCAAUGAAGAAAGUGAUGCAAAAAUAUGGGCAUAUGAACGUUGCCAUGCCGCAGUGUUAGAAAUUGAGACUGAUUUUUUAAGUUGUUUCCUGUUGUUUGUCCGAAGGCCAUUCAAUGAAAUUUAUAAAUCAACUUCUCAUUCCUUCCAGGCUCUAUAAGAUGUAGGCCUGGACUGAUUGUUUCCGUACUUAAAAAGAGUAUGAAUUGACAUUAUCUAUGGUUGUCUAAAACAUGUAUUUGAAUAUGCUUUCAGACCUCUUUUAAUUAAAUGUAUCGGCAUAUUCUUUUUUUCCGUAA